AUGGCACCAACUAUCCCCAUAGAUUACACCGGGCGCAGAGAAUCGACACAGUUCUCCAAGAGGCGGAAUGGGAAUAUGAUGGGGAAAACUAGGAAAGUUUCCAAGGGCAAUUCAACUGGCUUUGUCCCGGAUUAUCGGUAUGCAGUCGAGACGGUGGCCGAGUCAGAAAGUUUUGUCAGCUCUGGCCGAGCUGAUGUGGAAUUGGCUGCUUCUGAGGACCCAUGUGCUCCGUAUAGGAAGUACAUCAGCUUGAACAUGGAUGGUUUUGAUAGAUCAGUUGUGUCGACUCAGCUUUUUUCUCUAUCUAUGAUAUCACCUUUUGAGAGGAGGGAUUUUCAGAUUAGGUUUAAGAGUGAGCUUGAUAAAGUCUUAAAGCUUCAAAGGAAAUUAGCUUCUUUCAGCUCAAAUGUGUCGGCCCAUCAGCCGGGUACUGUUGUCGAUACGCAUCAAUACGGGCCGAAAGUAAAUGCUAUGAUGGAAACUUUGCCCGUGUCUUCAGGGAAGAAAAAACUCCAUCCCGGAAGAAAUAAAGGUGGACCUGUGGCAGCUAAUAAAAGAAACGAGCUUGUGAAGCAGCAAAGUUUUACGAAGAGUACUGGUUUUGUCAUGUUGAUGAAGCAGUGCGAUGCAUUGUUAACUCGGCUAAUGGGACAUCAACUAGCUUGGAUUUUUAAUGAGCCAGUUGACAUUGUAAAACAUAAUAUCCCAGAUUACUUCAAUGUUAUUAAGCAUCCAAUGGAUUUAGGGACGGUGAAAAGUAAGUUACUUUCGAAUCAAUAUAGCAGCCCAAUGGAUUUUGCUGCCGACGUUAGACUCACAUUCAGGAAUGCCAUGACUUAUAACCCAGUCGGACAUACUGUCCAUAGUAUGGCUGAUGCAAUGAGUAAAUACUUUGAAACGAGAUGGAAAUCAAUCGAGAAGAAGAUUUCAUCCAAAGCAGAGGAAUGUGCGCCUACAAAAUCAAGUGUCAUUAUGGAAACUGAGAGUGCUUAUGUGCCUCCUGUUAAGAAGCAGAAAACCACUUCUAUAGAAAGCAAUGUCAGGCAUGAGACAGAGAAACGGGUGAUGAGUGAUGAUGAGAGACAGAAACUGGGUACCGACCUGGAGGAAUAUCUGGCCGAAUUGCCAGAUAAUAUUGUCAGUUUUCUGAAAGAGAGCACUUUAAAUAGUAGUCGAGUAAGUGAGGAUGAGAUUGAAAUUGAGUUGGAUUCUCUUGGUGAUGAAAUUCUGUUCAGAUUGCGGGAACUUUUGGAUGAUUUUCUUAUGCAGAGGCAGAAAAGACAACCCGAGACUUGUAAAAUUGAGAUGCAAAAGGAAUCUGGGUUUGACAGUUCAUCUAACCAACCUUGCCAAGUAUAUGAGCCAGCUGACGAAGAUGUGGAUAUUGGUAUAGAUGUUGAGCCACCUGCAUCCAGUUAUCUGUUAAGUAAAACUGAUGCGGAUGCUGCACGGAGUAACAAUAAGUGCAGCAGUUCAAGGAACUCAGAUACAGAAGCCGAUUCUGGUCGUUCUGCCUGUGAAAUAAAUGAUGACAAGAAGUCAGUUCUUGCAACUUCUUUAAAUGGAAUUGCGGAUGCUGUUGUAAAGAAGGAGCACCGUCAAUUAAGGGAGGGUCCAAAUAGUGGAGAUAAGCGAAAUACAGCAUCAAACCCUUCAUCAUCUAUCGAGCCGCAUUAUAACCGAGAGGGGGAGGGUGCUCCACAAGAAAGGCAAGUCUCCCCUGACAAGCUGUACCGAGCUGCUCUAUUGAGAAGCAGAUUCGCUGACAUUAUACUCAAAGCUCAAGAAAAUGAGAAGGGAGAAGGACCUGAUCCCGAUAAACUGAAGCUCGAUAAAGAAGAGCUUGAAAGGCGGAGGAAAGAAGAGAAAGCUCGAUUGCAAGCUGAGGCCAAAGCUGCAGAGGAGGCUAGGAAAAAGGCCGAGGCUGAAGCUGCAGCAGAAGCCAAAAGGAAAAGAGAACUUGAAAGGGAAGCUGCACGUGAAGCUUUGCUCAAGAUGGAGAAGACCGUUGAAAUUAACGAGUGCAGCCAAUUUAUGGAAGAUCUGGAGAUGUUCAGGUCUGGACAAGAUGAGCCAUUGCAAAGCUUCAUAGAGGCGGCAAGCCCUGAAAAUUCUCAAAAUGGCCUUGGUAGUUUUAAGUUUCAAACAAGCAGUAAUCCACUUGAGCAACUUGGGCUGUAUAUGAAGAAUGAUGACGAUGAGGAAGAAGAAAUCGAACCUCACAGUAAUUUGGAUGCUUCAAAUGAUCCGGAAGAAGGAGAAAUCGAUUGA
Striga hermonthica is the source of this 2271-nucleotide messenger RNA. The record is from the annotation of a GenBank genome assembly. Lineage: Eukaryota; Viridiplantae; Streptophyta; Magnoliopsida; Lamiales; Orobanchaceae.